Manihot esculenta (cassava) is the source of this 4524-nucleotide messenger RNA. RefSeq names its product phospholipid-transporting ATPase 1. Gene Ontology annotation, biological process: phospholipid translocation. Gene Ontology annotation, molecular function: magnesium ion binding; ATP binding; ATP hydrolysis activity. The record is from RefSeq and is a predicted model, not a curated record. Lineage: Eukaryota; Viridiplantae; Streptophyta; Magnoliopsida; Malpighiales; Euphorbiaceae. Gene Ontology annotation, cellular component: plasma membrane.
AAGAUGGAAAUGAAAAUGAGUCAAAUUAAGACACCUUUGUUUUUUUUUUAAUUAUUAAUCCAACAGCCCUUCUAGAAGAAGCAUCCCUUGUUUUCCAAACAUCUAUUGCCGAUGACUCUGUCCUCAUUUCUUGUAAUACCCGUCCACUUUUGACUUUCUGCAAAUCCCCUCUGGCUCCUCAAACACGUUUCUGUAUCAAUUCUCUGUUGAUAUUACUGUAUAUAUCUCCGUCUCUUUCUAUUUCUGCAUCUUGUUUUUGUUUAUCUGUGUAUAUUCAUUGUCUUUCUCUCUUGCCUGCAACUUUCUGCUGCUGAUUACUGUUGCUUUUUCGGAUAAGGGUCCAGCUCCUGAGGUUCUUUCUCUUUCUCUCUCGAUUUCUGGGUAGCUAGACUCAAUUUUUGUUGUUCAGUUUGUUCUUGUUUCUGGGUUUGCUUUGGUUUUUGUGAUCUUGUACUAUAUUAUUGGAAUCCUUAUCUGGGUACUUCAGGGAUUGCUUGUUUGUUAGCUUUAUGUUGCUGAAGAGCAGUUUGAUCUUUGGAUCAUGGCCUCGAACAGGCAACUAUUGAUCCCAUUAUCAAGAACUCCUAAUACGCCCAAGAUUUUCUUGCAAUACUUGUUUUUUUCUUCGAUCAUCAAGACCGCUUUUGACAAUCCCGUAUCCGUUUCCAAUAUGGAUUCCAACAAGCCAACUGAGGGCUUCCCAAACUCUGAAAUCACCUUGAAUUCCGCGUCCAGAAGAAGCAAUUCCUCCAGUCAUUCCAAGGCUUCUCGAGGCAAUUCAGUUAGGGAAGUUACAUUUGGUGAUUUAGGAUCGAAGCCAGUCAGGUACGGGUCCAGAGGAGCUGACUCGGAGGGUUUUAGUGCUUCCCAGAAGGAGAUCAGUGAUGAAGAUGCUAGAUUGGUUUACUUAAAUGAUCCUGAAAAGACAAAUGAGAGGUUUGAGUUUUCUGGGAAUUCUGUUCGGACAGGAAAAUAUUCAAUCAUUUCCUUUGUGCCUCGAAAUUUGUUUGAGCAAUUUCAUAGAGUUGCAUACAUUUAUUUCCUUAUUAUUGCUGUGCUCAAUCAGCUCCCUCAGCUCGCAGUUUUUGGUAGGGGAGUUUCCAUUAUGCCGCUUGCUUUUGUUCUGUUAGUAACAGCUGUUAAGGAUGCAUAUGAGGAUUGGAGGAGGCAUAGGUCAGAUAGAAUAGAGAAUAAUAGAUUGGCGUGGGUUUUGGUGAAUGAUCAGUUUGAACAAAAGAAAUGGAAGGACAUUCGAGCUGGUGAGAUAAUCAAGAUUCACGCAAAUGAAACUCUUCCUUGUGAUAUGGUGUUGCUCUCUACUAGCGAUUCAACUGGGGUUGCUUAUGUACAGACUAUUAACUUGGAUGGAGAGUCAAACCUGAAGACUCGAUAUGCAAAACAAGAGACCCUUGCAAAGACUCCUGAAAAGGAAAAGAUCAGUGGGUUGAUCAAAUGUGAAAAACCCAAUAGAAACAUUUAUGGAUUUCAUGCUAACAUGGAUGUGGAUGGGAAAAGGCUGUCACUUGGGCCCUCCAAUAUUAUUCUUCGUGGUUGUGAGCUCAAGAAUACUACUUGGUCAAUUGGUGUUGCAGUAUAUUGUGGCCGUGAGACCAAAGUUAUGCUUAACAGCUCAGGAGCCCCUUCAAAGAGGAGCCGGCUUGAGACACGCAUGAAUCGAGAGAUUAUCAUUCUUUCAUUCUUUCUUAUUGCUCUGUGUACUAUCGUCUCAAUCUGUGCUGCUGUGUGGUUGAGGCGCAACAGGGAUAAGUUGAAUACCAUGCCUUUUUACAGGAAAAAGAACUUCAAUGAUGAAGAUAAGGAUGACUACAAAUAUUACGGAUGGGGACUGGAGAUAUUUUUCACAUUCCUCAUGUCAGUUAUUGUGUUCCAGAUCAUGAUCCCUAUUUCUUUAUAUAUCUCUAUGGAGCUUGUUCGGGUUGGUCAGGCUUACUUCAUGAUUCGGGAUACAAUCAUGUAUGAUGAAGCCUCAAAUUCAACAUUUCAGUGUCGGGCACUGAAUAUAAAUGAAGAUUUAGGUCAAAUCAAGUAUGUGUUCUCAGACAAAACCGGUACUCUUACUGAGAACAAGAUGGAAUUUCAAUGUGCGAGCAUAUGGGGAGUAGAUUACAGUGGUGGGAAAGCCAGUUCAGAGGACAAACAAAUUGAACAUUCUGUUCAAGUGGAUGGGAAGACAUUGAGGCCAAAGAUGAAGGUGAGGGUUGAUCCUGAGCUUCUACAACUAUCAAGAAGUGGAAAAGAUACAGAGAAAACAAAACGUGUUCAUGAUUUUUUCCUUGCACUGGCAGCAUGUAAUACAAUUGUGCCUAUUGUUUUUGAUGAUGCAUCUGAUCCUACAGUUAAGUUGAUGGAUUACCAAGGUGAAUCUCCAGAUGAACAAGCACUAGCUUAUGCUGCUGCUGCAUAUGGAUUUAUGCUUGUAGAAAGAACUUCGGGUCAUAUAGUUAUUGACAUUAAGGGAGAAAGGCAAAGGUUCGAUGUUUUAGGUUUGCACGAGUUUGAUAGUGACCGGAAGAGAAUGUCAGUUAUAUUGGGGUGUCCUGAUAAGACUGUGAAAGUCUUUGUGAAGGGUGCUGACACCACCAUGUUUAGUGUAAUAGAUAGAUCUUUGAACAUGAACGUAAUUCGUGCAACUGAAGCCCACCUCCACGAUUACUCUUCACUUGGUUUGAGAACACUUGUAAUUGGGAUGCGUGAAUUAAGUGAUUCAGAAUUUGAGCAGUGGCACUCUUCCUUUGAGACAGCUAGCUCAGCUUUAAUUGGCAGAGCUGCUAUGCUUCGCAAGGUUGCUAGCACUGUGGAGAAGAGUCUCAGCAUACUGGGCGCUUCUGCCAUUGAAGAUAAGCUGCAGCAAGGUGUCCCAGAAGCCAUAGAGUCUCUUAGAACAGCAGGGAUUAAAGUAUGGGUUUUAACUGGGGACAAGCAAGAAACUGCUAUAUCAAUUGGCUACUCCUCAAAGCUCCUGACAAUUAAAAUGACUCAGAUUAUCAUCAAUAGCAACUCUAAGGAGUCAUGUAGAAGGAGUUUGGGAGAUGCCUUGCUCAUGUCUAAGAAGCUCAUCACUGUGUCUGGGACAACACCUGACACUGCAGGAAAUUCUGGAGGUGCUGUUAGCCCAGUGGCCUUGAUUAUUGAUGGAACCAGCCUUGUUUAUAUACUUGACAGCGAACUUGAAGAACAGCUCUUCGAAUUAGCAAGUAAAUGUUCAGUAGUAUUAUGCUGCCGAGUUGCUCCACUGCAGAAAGCUGGAAUUGUUGCCCUUGUGAAGAAUAGGACAUCUGACCUGACUCUUUCUAUUGGGGAUGGUGCUAAUGAUGUUUCAAUGAUCCAAAUGGCCGAUGUGGGAGUUGGCAUUAGUGGGAAAGAGGGUCGACAAGCUGUAAUGGCAUCAGAUUUUGCAAUGGGGCAGUUUAGAUUUUUAGUUCCACUCUUAUUGGUGCAUGGACAUUGGAAUUACCAGCGGAUGGGUUACAUGAUACUGUAUAAUUUUUACAGGAAUGCGCUGUUUGUUCUUGUUUUAUUUUGGUAUGUGCUCUUUACUUGUUUCACUUUGACGACAGCUAUCAAUGAAUGGAGCAGCAUGUUAUAUUCUAUAAUUUAUACUUCCCUGCCUACAAUUGUAGUGGGUAUUCUUGAUAAGGACCUAAGUAGAAGGACUCUUCUAAGGUAUCCACAGCUUUAUGGAGCUGGGCAUAGGCAAGAGAGCUACAACUCUAAAUUGUUCUGGACGACAAUGAUUGACACCUUGUGGCAAAGUGCUGUUAUCUAUUUUAUCCCUCACCUUGCAUAUUGGGCAAGCACAAUUGAUGCACCAAGUAUAGGAGACCUUUGGACACUUGCGGUGGUUAUUUUGGUUAAUUUGCACUUGGCCAUGGAUGUUAUCCGUUGGAGUUGGAUUACUCAUGCAGCCAUAUGGGGAUCUAUAGUUGCAACUUUCAUUUGUGUCAUGGUCAUUGAUGCAGUGCCUACUUUAGUUGGAUAUUGGGCGUUCUAUGAAAUUGCAAAGGAAGGGUUGUUUUGGCUUUGCUUGCUAGCUAUAAUCGUAGCAGCACUCCUUCCUCGAUUUGUCGUGAUAGUACUACAUCAAUACUUCAGUCCUAGUGAUAUUCAGAUUUCAAAAGAGGCUGAAAAGUUUGGGAAUGGAAGGGAGUUUGGAGCUGUAGAAAUAGAAAUGAACCCGAUCUUAGACCCUUCGCGGAGAUGACAGGUGAUUUUGUUCCUUGUUCAUCUUCAUUUUAUUUUUGUAAAAAAUAACAUGUUCUUAGGCUUCUGAGUGGAUUCACUCUAGGUUGCUGGGUUCUUUUUGUUUGUUUGCUGUCCAAAGGAUAGCUUUGAUAAUGCUAUAGGUUUGUAUUCUUGGCUUGUUGUAUCUCAUUAAAUUUGUUGAGUGUAAAUUAGCAGUGUUUAGAAGAAGAAACACAUGUUAUACGGAUUUUCAUUUUCUUUUUGAUAAAAUUUCUAUACCAAAUUUUCCAUAGAAUGAUUAGAAAUUAACUUUUGUUGUUC